AUGGCACCGGUUCAGCCCCAAAAUGCAGAUGCUCAUCCCCCAUGGUACACCCCUCAGAGGCUUCUGGCGCUCUUCUGCUGGGUCACAUUCCUGGUCUACCUCGACCAGGGAGUCAUAUCCAGCAACGGUGUCAACCGUCAGAUCCAGGUUGUGAGCUAUGCUGCUUUAACACUUGCUUUUCCUCCUGCGCAGGCACAAUUCAACGUGGGAAACGUGGGCGAUGGCACGCUGCCCUCUGCUUUUCUGGCAGGCCUCCUCAUCGCCUCCAUUGUCUACUCUGAGCUGACCACCAGAUUCAACGCCUUCCGCAUGAUAGGGUUUGGGUUUGGCGUGUGGGCAAUUGCAUCUGUGGGUUGUGGCCUUGCGCCAAACUUUUGGGUCCUGCUAAUAUGCCGAGUUGUCAUGGGCGCUGGUGAAGCAUCCAUUAUCACGCUGACUGGACCCUUCAUCGAUGACGUGGCGCCGCCAGCCCAGAAGACCCUCUGGUUUGGCGUGCUCAAUCUGUUCCCAACACUUGGCAUUGCUGCCGGCUACAUAUUUGGCGGUCUCAUUGGCCCUCUGCUUGGGUGGCGUUACGCAUUCUUCAUUCAGGCUCUGAUAGGCCUGCCCGUUGUCAUCUGGGCGCUGCUGGCAUCACCCAUCAAUCUCCAGACCAUGCAUGACGACGAGGAUGUGCCUAGCAAUACACUGGCAGGUGUGUAUGGCACGGCGCCACUGGCUAAAACAGGCUGGCUGACAUCACUGGGGCGGGAUUUGUUGAUCCUGGGCAGGCACCCGGUCUUUGUGCUCAACAUGCUUGCCUACUGCCCUGUCCAGGGUGCCUUCGGCUCCUACAUCUUCUGGGGCCCCAAGGCGGGGUACGAGCUGUUCGAUCUCCCGCAGGAGACAAUAGACCUGACGUUUGGCGUGGUCACAAUAGCGACCUCCAUCGUGGCGGUGUUGCUAGGUGGCCUCUUCAUAGACAUGGUCGGCUCCUCCAUCCGCAACGCAAUGAUCUUCUGUUCAGCCGGCGCCCUGGUGGGGCUGAUUGUGAUAGAGGCGGGCUUCAUGUUUGCGCCGUCCUUCCCGGUGCUCAUUGGCAUGUUCGCCCUGGGCGAGCUGGCGCUCUUUGCCGGCCAGGCACCAUGCAGCGCGGUGCAGAUAUGGACGGUGCCUGUGCGGCUACGGCCGCUGGCUUCGGGAAUGGGCACGGUGACUCAGCACCUGUUCGGGGACGUUCCCACGCCACCAUUUGUUGGCUGGAUGCAAGGGGUGUUCAAUGACUGGCGGCUGACGAUGGGGUUGCUGACGCUACUCCUGAGUGUAGCGGUGGUGCUUUAUGCGAUCGGAGCCUGCCUACCGGGCAAAGACUACCGGCCUGUGGGGCAGCAGAGAGCGCUGCGCGCAGACAAGGUAGUGCCUGAUUUGGACCCAGAGGGUGCAUCCCUGUUGAGGGGUGGAUCAGGCAAUCGGGUGUCCCAUGUGAGAUAUGUCAUGUUUGCUUCCAUGGGUGACAGGGCGCGCUCAUAA
Messenger RNA from Coccomyxa subellipsoidea C-169, 1509 nucleotides. RefSeq names its product MFS general substrate transporter. Gene Ontology annotation, biological process: transmembrane transport. Lineage: Eukaryota; Viridiplantae; Chlorophyta; Trebouxiophyceae; Coccomyxaceae. The transcript has 10 exons. The coding region runs from base 1 to 1509 and encodes 502 amino acids. Gene Ontology annotation, cellular component: membrane. Gene Ontology annotation, molecular function: transmembrane transporter activity. The record is from RefSeq and is a predicted model, not a curated record.